Messenger RNA from Staurois parvus, 576 nucleotides. The record is from the annotation of a GenBank genome assembly. NCBI's taxonomy places the organism in Eukaryota, Metazoa, Chordata, Amphibia, Anura, Ranidae.
AUGGCAGAUAAUACUGUUUCCUUUUAUAACAUCGGCCACAAACCUGGUCACUUCGUGGAGGUGGAGGGCUUCAUUCCGGAGGAUUGUAAAGAGUUUGCCAUCAUCUUGGUAACAGAUGAGAAGAAUCUUGUGCUACACUUUAGUCCUCGAUUUGACUAUCUUGAAGACCAGCGCACGAUAGUCUUGAACUCAAUGGUGGACAAUGUCUGGGGAGAAGAGCAGAGGGAAAGUUUCUUCCCCUUCCAGGAGGGAUCAGACACCACGGUUUGCUUCCAGUUUGAGCUAGACAAGAUCACCAUACAAUUACCUACCGGAAAUCCUCUCUCAUUUCCAGUCCGCUUUACCAUAGAGGAGAUCUCGUACUUGGCCGUGAGAAACCUCCAACUCAAGGAAGCAGGAUGGCAGACAAUAUUGUUUCCUUUUAUAACAUCGGCCACAAACCUGGUCACUUCGUGGAGGUGGAGGGCUUCAUUCUGGAGGACUGUAAAGAGUUUGCCAUCAUCUUGGGAACAGAUGAGAAGAAUCUUGUGCUGCACUUUAGUCCUCGAUUUGACUAUCUUGAAGACCAGCGCAUGA